AUGAAUAAAGAAUUAUUUAUCUAUAUUGGAUCACAGUUAUCAUAUGUACGAAUAUAUCCAUUAUUUGAUAUGUGUCAUUAUUUACUAACUGCUUUACAAGUACGAGAUGAAAUACAACAAUAUCAAACAGCCACACAAAAUUUUACACGUCGUCACCCAUUAUCAUGUUGGGUAUCAACAAUGUUACUCUGUUUUUCCGGUUCGAUCAUAACGAAUUUUUUACUUGGUGAAAGUCCAUUAAAAGAUUUUAUUCAUCAUCAACAUCUUCUAUUAGCUACAGUCUGCUGGUAUUCUGUAUUUUAUUUCCCAUUUGAUUUUAUUAAUUAUCUAUUACGAUUCAUACCUAUUCGUCUUGUUAUUGGUGUUGGAAAAGAAAUUCAACGAACAAAAAAAAUUUACGAUGGUGUUCGUUUAACUUUAAUUUUGUAUCCUGAUAGUUAUAUUAUUGUUGUUCUCAUUGGAGCUAUUAGAGGUUGUGGUGAAUCAAUUAUGUCAUCUAUUGAUCGAUUUAUUCGCGGUGUAUGGAUGCCCUCACAGCAUGAAUUUCUUUUUCCAUCAUUUGCAACAAAAGCAUGUUUUCUAUCUUCAUUUAUAUUCUUAUUACAUCGUAUGGGAUUAUUACAAUUUGAACAUGAAUUAAUCUAUUUAUGUGUUGCCUCAAUAUUUAUAUAUGUGCGAAUAAUAACAUUAUUUUUUAAACAAUAUGAUCCAUUUAUGCCAUUUGAAAAUCUUUCAUCGGGAUUGUUGUUUAAUAGUUGGAUAGAAAUAAUUUCUGAUGCAUAUAGACGUGCAACUCUUACAGCUAAUUUAUCCACACCAGCAGUAACAUCAUCAACUAGUCUUUCACCAUUAAGUAAUACAACAGCAUUAAUGAGUGCGAAAAAAGAUAACAGUAGUACUGAUGGACAAAUGAAAGGAUUUGAUGGAAAAAAACGGGAUUAA
Rotaria sp. Silwood2 is the source of this 942-nucleotide messenger RNA. The record is from the annotation of a GenBank genome assembly. Lineage: Eukaryota; Metazoa; Rotifera; Eurotatoria; Philodinida; Philodinidae.